AAAUUUACGCUGUCAAAUUCCCGUUGGGUUCGCCGUGAACGAACAACAAAACAAAAUCUUGGGUGGUUGUGGGCGAGAGGGCGCGAUAUGGCGAGCUCGCAGCAUUGGAAUUGAUACGGAGAAUCGAACGGAAGGUAUCGGUGUCGCCGCGCUAGAACAUCGAAACAAUGUGCAAUCGGUGGAAGCUUGCACACCAGUGAUACUUGCGCGUGUGUACGAUUCGGUCCCCCCGAAAACGAUCUGUAGAUGUCGUUUAACCCGCCAGCAGUGAGUGCCAUAUGCGUGAUCAGCAGCAGCAACCGAGAAGACCUCCUUCAGCAUAGUGUAUGUAGGUCCUUGACGCAUCGGUUGGUUGCCGGGUGCGUAGCCGACUACUACGAUUGUGUAAUAUACUACUGAAGAGCUAUCUGGUACAUGUGUGUACGCGAGGGCACCGCUACCCUGCCGCCCGGUGCUUGAAACUCGCUGGCUAAACAACGAACGAAGCACAAAAAAUAAAAGAAAGGGACGGCACAAAAAGCUGCGGGCCAGCUAAAAGGCGCGUAGUAGCGCUCCAAGGAUGCAGCAAAACGACGAACGCCCCCGCGAGAUGGCUACCAUCGGGGACAACGUGUUAUCAGAAGGUACCUCGAACAAAGAAGUAUCUCCCUCCAGCGGUAGCCACCAUGCAUCGCCAAGCCGUGAUAGCAGCGACCGGAUAGGCAAAUCUGUAGAAAAUAUGGACGACUAUGGCGAGUCGACGGGAUUACUGGAGCAACCGGUGGCCUCGGUACGAUUGCCGAUCCUCGGCAUGACAUGUCAAUCGUGCGUACGGAACAUCGAAGGUACGAUCGGUAGUAAGCUGGGCGUGGUGAAGAUCAGCGUUAUACUGGCCGAAAAUGCUGGCUACAUUGACUACGAUCCGACGCUGACCGAUCCGGGCCAGCUAGCGGCCGAUAUCGAUGAUAUGGGCUUCGAGUGUACGUACCGUGAUCCCGAUUCGAUCCAGGUGGAAGGUGUUGACAGUGAUGCCGAUGGGCUAACCAGCUCGCCGACGCUCGAAGCCACUGAUACGGUUCAAGUGGCUCGUAUCAGUAUCGAGGGAAUGACCUGCCAGUCCUGUGUGCGGAAUAUCGAGGGCAAGAUUCGCGGGUGCCCCGGUGUACUGUCCAUACGGGUGCUACUCGACGAGAAGCUCGGAGUGGUGGAGUACGAUCGUACGGUGACGAGUGCGGAACAGAUCGCCGAUCAAAUAGACGACAUGGGCUUCGAAGCACGGGCCCUGCAGCAGCAAUCCAGUGCAAGCAGUGAACAGCAGAAACAGAAGAAGACUGACAAUGAUGGCGUUCGGCGGACAGCAACGAAAGACGCAGCAAAUGGCAAAUUGCUAUCAAAAGGGGGAAAUGCGACAGCAGAGGAGCAGCAGCAAAUGUGUCGUGCGUUCCUGCAUGUGCAGGGCAUGACGUGUGCCAGCUGUGUGUCGGCGAUCGAGAAGCACUGCCGGAAGAUUUACGGCGUCGAAUCGAUUCUGAUCGCUCUGCUGGCGGCCAAGGCGGAGGUAAAGUACGACGAGCGGUUAACGUCGGCCGAAGAUAUCGCGAAGUCAAUCACGGAUUUGGGUUUCCCGUGCGAAGUGAUCGAGGAACCGGGUACGGGCGAGGCGGAGGUUGAAAUCGAAAUCCUCGGUAUGACCUGCGGUUCCUGUGUGGCCAAGAUUGAGCAGACGGCACUGAAAAUACCGGGUGUGCUGAAGGCGUCGGUCGCGUUGGCACUGAAGAGGGGCAAGUUUACGUUCAAUAACGAGCAAACCGGAGCCCGGACGAUUUGUGAAGCGAUCCAGGGGCUCGGAUUUGAGGCGAGUGUGAUGUCUAGCAAGGAUAAGAUGGCGCACAACUAUCUGGAGCAUCGCGAGGAGAUUCGCAAGUGGCGUACGGCGUUCCUUGUCUCGUUAGCCUUUGGUGGGCCGUGUAUGAUCGCGAUGGUGUACUUUAUGGUGCUGAUGCACGAUCACAGCCAUGAGGAUAUGUGCUGCGUGCUGCCGGGCCUGUCGUUGGAGAACCUCAUCAUGUUUGCGCUCUCGACGCCGGUCCAGUUCUUCGGUGGGUGGCACUUUUACAUCCAAGCGUACCGGGCGGUCAAGCAUGGUGCCAGCAAUAUGGACGUGCUGAUCACGAUGGCCACCACCGUUAGCUACAUCUACUCGUGUGGUGUACUGAUCGCUGCCAUGGUAAUGGAACAACGGACGUCUCCGCUGACGUUCUUCGAUACACCACCGAUGCUGUUCAUCUUCAUCUCGCUCGGUCGCUGGAUGGAGCACAUAGCCAAGGGUAAGACCUCGGAGGCGCUCUCGAAGCUGCUCUCGCUGAAAGCCACCGAAGCGACACUGGUGAAGCUCGGGGCCGAGUACGAGGUACAGUCGGAGAAGGUGAUCUCAGUCGAUCUGGUACAGCGGGGUGACGUGCUGAAGGUGGUCCCGGGCAGUAAGGUUCCGGUCGAUGGAAAGGUGCUCUGCGGGAGCUCGACGUGCGACGAAAGCCUCAUCACCGGUGAAUCGAUGCCGGUGCCGAAGAAGAAGGGAUCGGUCGUGAUCGGUGGUUCGAUCAAUCAGAAUGGUUUGCUGCUGAUGCAGGCCACGCACACGGGCGAGAACACGACGCUCGCACAGAUCGUGAAGCUCGUCGAGGAAGCGCAAACAUCGAAAGCACCGAUCCAACAGCUAGCCGAUCGUAUAGCGGGCUACUUCGUUCCAUUCGUAGUAGCCGUCUCCGUGGUGACGCUCAUCGGAUGGAUCGUUAGCGGUUACAUCGACAUAACGCACAUACCGGCCUCGGAUCGAGACAAGGAAGGACUGACACCAUCGGAGAUCAUCAUUAGCUACGCGUUCCGCUGUGCACUCAGCGUACUAGCUAUUGCUUGUCCCUGUGCUCUAGGGCUAGCGACACCGACGGCCGUCAUGGUGUCGACGGGUGUCGGUGCGCUGCACGGCAUACUGGUGAAGGGUGCCGGUCCACUAGAGAACGCUCACAAAGUGAAAACGAUCGUGUUCGACAAAACCGGUACGAUCACACACGGUAUGCCGAUGACUUCGCGCAUCUGUAUGCUGGUCAAACCGACCGUUUGUUCGUUGCCCCGUGCCCUAGCGAUUGUCGGUGCGGCCGAGGUGAACAGUGAACAUCCGAUCGCGACGGCGAUCGUACGGUACGUGAAGGAUACGCUGGAACUGGAGAACUUUGGUCGGUGUAGCAACUUUGCAUCCGUUCCGGGCUGUGGUAUCCGGUGUGUUAUAGCGAGUGUCGAGCCACAGCUCGAGACGGUGCGGAACUCAGAGAAGAUCCGGAACUAUCAGAAUUCAUACCGCAGUGAACAGCAGGGUGCAGCGGUGCCGAUCUUUAUGAAUGGAGCCGUAAUCGAAGAGUUGAUACCACAGUUGAGCCCGUCGCAGAAAAAUACGAUCGAGCUGCAGCAGCUGCUACAUCUGGAACCGUCAAUCGUUGACACGACCCCGGGUGCGGCUGGUAGUGGUGGUGAAGCUUUUGCUGAUGUGAACGAGUACAACGUGUUGAUCGGUAAUCGGGAGUGGAUGGCACGGAAUGCGAUCGUCGUGCCGCCUGAAGUGAACAUUCGCAUGUCGGAGGAGGAAGAGAUGGGCCACACGGCGAUACUGUGUGCGCUGAAUGGACAGCUUGUGUGCAUGAUCUCGGUGUCGGAUAUGGUGAAACCGGAGGCACAUCUGGCCAUCUAUACGCUCAAACGGAUGGGUAUCGAGGUGAUACUGCUGACCGGGGACAACAAGAACACGGCGGCCAGUAUCGCACGGCAGGUCGGCAUCAAUCGCGUGUUCGCUGAGGUGCUCCCAUCGCACAAGGUAGCCAAGAUACAGCGAAUACAGGAGAUGGGCAUGAGGGUGGCGAUGGUAGGCGAUGGAGUGAACGAUAGUCCGGCGCUCGCUCAGGCCGACGUCGGAAUUGCGAUCGCUUCCGGUACGGAUGUAGCAGCCGAAGCGGCCGAUGUCGUGUUAAUGCGAAACGAUCUACUAGACGUCGUGGCGUGUCUGGAUCUAUCCCGUAAAACCGUUCGCAAGAUUCACCUCAACUUCCUGUUUGCCAGCAUGUACAAUCUACUCGGUAUUCCUCUGGCGGCUGGUAUUUUUACGCCAUUUGGAUUCACACUAGAGCCCUGGAUGGCAUCGGCAGCCAUGGCGGCAAGUUCCGUGUCGGUUGUUUGUUCCUCGCUGAUGAUCAAGCUGUAUCGUAAGCCCACGAAGGCGUCACUGCAAACACCCGAGUAUGUGGAACUCGUGGAAGCCGGUGCCUUUCUCGAUCCGGACACCAUUUCCGUGCACCGUGGUCUGGAUGAUAUCCCGCGCCCGAACCUUGCCCGUUCUACCAGUUCUACGCUGGCCAAUUUUCUUAGGUCACCUGCAACUGUCGUUAACACCUAAAACCAACCACAACCCUAUGAGCACAUCUACUAAACUGCUAUGAGCACUCUACUAACUCUACCGGCCUCUGGCCCCAUUUAUGGGGGAGACAUUCUCUAACAUCAUUCGUUUCCUUUACUCACCCCGCACCCCUGGGAGUGUAAUAUCUCCUGUCUAACAGCAUAUGUGCACAACUAUCGCUUGGUUUCUAACAAUCUCCAUUUAAGUUUAGCAUAUGGUCCACCGUUUGUGGACAUUCGGGGAACAGAAGCACCUUUGGAGUUGAAGCUUUUUGUGUUCAAACAGUUCAGUGGCUGCCACUUAUCGCUUGAGUUAGAGAGGCCAUCAGAGGAGGCCAUCAAUAUGACCUUUGUUCCACUUACAUACUUACUAGAUAUCGAUAGAGGGUAGAGCUACGAAGGACGUUAAUCAAGUUAUCCACUUUAUUGUCCUGUUAAUUUAUGCAUAGAACAGUGCCUUAAUAUGGUUUCGUUUAGUUGGUUAGUUCGUUUAUAAUUUUUGUUGACAAUUUGAAAAAUUGGUUCGAGAAUAAAUGUGACAACAAUAGACCGCACAAUUUUGACCUUCACGGACGGACGCACCACGAUAACCGAGACACACACACCCACCCUCGGGGCCAUGAUGGAGCAGUGCACGGAAUGGGUAUCGUUUUAGUUUAAAUAUUUUUUGAACAUCCCUCACUAUGAGGUCAUGGUACACUAACACUCCGGGCUGCUUAGAAGAGAACAGAAUGGUUAAUGUAUUUCUA
This is a messenger RNA of Anopheles darlingi, 5168 nucleotides long. RefSeq names its product copper-transporting ATPase 1 (gene ATP7). Gene Ontology annotation, biological process: monoatomic cation transport; copper ion homeostasis. The coding region runs from base 560 to 4420 and encodes 1286 amino acids. Gene Ontology annotation, molecular function: P-type divalent copper transporter activity; ATP binding; copper ion binding. NCBI's taxonomy places the organism in Eukaryota, Metazoa, Arthropoda, Insecta, Diptera, Culicidae. Gene Ontology annotation, cellular component: membrane. The record is from RefSeq and is a predicted model, not a curated record. The transcript is spliced from 6 exons.